CAGUGAAUGAGAGGCAGAGACUUGGUGUCCUUUACGCACAUUACACACAGAUGGUGUGUCGUGCGUUCUGACUAAAGGACGGUUUGCGUUUAAUUUACGUACGUAAUGUUUCAUUUGGAGUCUCGUCUGGUGACCUGGUCCUCAUCGGGUCUCCUUGGUACUAAGUGCUUCAGGUCUGGUGACCUGGUCCUCAUCGGGUCUCCUUGGUACUAAGUGCUUCAGGUCUGGUGACCUGGUCCUCAUCGGGUCUCCUUGGUACUAAGUGCUUCAGGUCUGGUGACCUGUUCCUCAUCGGGUCUCCCUGGUACUAAAUGCUGCGACGCUGCCGUCCGGUGAUUAUUUCUCGGUAACCGUUGGUCUCCCGGUGCACCAGUGACCGUCCCCGUGGUUCGCGGCCAUGUCGGGACAGAAACCGUCCCUGAAGAGCGGCGGCUCCCCGCAGAGCCGCUUCCAGGUGGACGUGGUGACGGAAGCGUCCCCCGCCGACGGAUCCAAGCCGCCCGAGGAGGCCAGAGGCCGGUCCCGGGUGGUGGGCUUCCUGGAUACCGGAGCGCUGGGCAGCGCGAUGGACAUCGGGCUCCCGCCGGACGUCUCUUACGACCCGGACACGGCGAGGAGCGACUCGGUCAGCCUGCACUCGACGGGCACGGGACACACGCACGUCUCCGACAGCCACUCCAACACCUACUACAUGCGCACCUUCGGACACAACACCAUCGACGCGGUGCCCAACAUCGACUUCUACCGGCACACCGCCGCGACCCUCGGGGAGAAGCUCAUCCGACCGUCGCUGUCGGAGCUGCACGAUGAACUCGAUAAAGAUCCGUUUGAGGACGGUCUGGCCAAUGGAGAGGAGCCCUCGGCGGCGGAGGAGGCGGCGGCGGCGCUGAGGGCCAAGGAGGCGAAGGGAGGAACCGUCAAGUUUGGCUGGAUCAAAGGAGUCUUAAUCCGCUGCAUGCUGAACAUCUGGGGUGUGAUGCUCUUCAUCAGAAUGUCCUGGAUCGUUGGACAGGCUGGAAUUGGACUGACCAUCGCCAUCAUCCUGAUGGCCACCGUGGUCACCACCAUCACAGGUCUGUCCACCUCCGCCAUAGCGACCAACGGCUUCGUAAGGGGAGGCGGAGCCUACUACCUGAUCUCCAGAAGCCUGGGGCCGGAGUUCGGAGGCUCCAUUGGCCUCAUCUUCGCCUUCGCCAACGCCGUGGCCGUGGCCAUGUACGUCGUGGGCUUCGCGGAGACGGUCGUCGAGAUGCUCAGCGACGUCGACGCUCUGAUGACCGACGAGCUCAACGACAUUCGCAUCGUUGGGACGCUGACCGUCAUCCUGCUGCUGGGAAUCUCUGUGGCCGGGAUGGAGUGGGAAGCCAAGGCCCAGAUUGUCCUGCUGGUGAUCCUGCUGGCGGCCAUCGCCAACUACUUCAUAGGAAGCUUCAUCUCCACGGAGAGCAAAGAGCCCAAAGGGUUCUUUGGCUACCAAUCUGCCAUCUUUUUAGAGAACCUUGGUCCAGACUUCAGGGAUGAGGAGACCUUCUUCUCCAUGUUUGCCAUUUUCUUUCCCGCGGCCACGGGGAUCCUCGCCGGGGCCAACAUCUCCGGAGACCUCACGGAUCCUCAGUCGGCGAUCCCCAAAGGUACGCUGCUGGCCAUUCUCAUCACGGGAAUCACCUACGUUGGUAUCACCAUCUCCGCAGGCUCCUGCAUCGUCCGGGACGCUACUGGCGACCACAACGACACGGUGAUUGACACGGUGAACUGCACCGACGCCGCCUGCACGCUGGGCUACGACUUCUCCAUCUGCAAGGAGGGCGGCUGCCAGUACGGGCUGAUCAACGACUUCCAGGUGUUGGGUCUGGUGUCGGGUUUCGGUCCUCUGAUCUCCGCUGGGAUCUUCUCUGCCACGCUGUCGUCGGCUCUGGCCUCGCUGGUCAGCGCGCCCAAAGUCUUCCAGGCUCUCUGCAAGGACAACAUCUACCCCGGGCUGGGGGUGUUUGCAAAGGGCUACGGGAAGAACAACGAGCCUCUGCGGGGCUACGUCCUGACCUUCUGCAUCGGCCUGGCCUUCAUCCUCAUUGCCGAGCUGAACGUCAUCGCUCCCAUCAUCUCCAACUUCUUCCUGGCCUCGUACGCUCUGAUCAACUUCUCCGUCUUCCACGCCUCGCUGGCCAACUCUCCAGGGUGGCGUCCUAGCUUCAAGUACUACAACAAGUGGGUGUCUCUCGCCGGGGCGAUCCUGUGCUGCGUGGUGAUGUUUGUCAUCAACUGGUGGGCGGCGCUGGUCACUCUGCUCAUCGUCCUCGCUCUCUACAUCUACGUCAGCUACAAGAAACCCGAUGUGAACUGGGGUUCGUCCACUCAGGCUCUGAUCUACAACCAGGCUCUGACUCACUGCCUGAACCUCACAGGGGUCGAGGACCACGUCAAAAACUUCCGGCCGCAGUGUUUGGUGCUGGCCGGUUAUCCCAACUCUCGUCCCGCUCUGCUUCAGCUGGUCAACUCUUUCACCAAGAACGUCGGCCUGAUGGUCUGCGCACACGUUCGUAUGGUGACCCGCCGGCCCAACCUGAAGGAGCUGUCCCAGGAGCACGGCCGCUGUCAGCGCUGGCUCAACAAGAAGCGCAUCAAGGCCUUCUACACCCACGUGUUCUCCGACAACCUGAGGCACGGAGCGCAGUUCCUCAUGCAGGCGGUGGGUUUGGGUCGUCUGAAGCCCAACACCUUGGUCAUGGGUUUCAAGAACAACUGGAGUGACGGAGACAUGCGGGAGGUGGAGAUCUACAUCAACACCAUACACGACGCCUUUGACCUGCAGUACGGGGUGGUCCUCCUCCGCCUGCGGGACGGACUGGACGUCUCCCACAUCCAGGGACAAGACGAGAUCAUCCAGUCCCAGGAGAAGCCUGCGCCCGGCGUGAAGGACGUGCUGGUCUCUGUGGUCCCGACCAAAGACUCGGACUCGGACUCCUGUCCCUCCAAGACCACGAGUGGGCAGAGCAGCCCGCUCAUCGUGAGAGCUGCAGACAAGUGUCCUCUGAGCCUGACGGAGCAGCGCCUGCUGGAGGCCAGCCAGCAGUUCAAGAAGAAGCAGGGCAAAGGGACCAUCGACGUGUGGUGGCUCUUUGACGACGGAGGUCUCACCCUGCUGAUUCCCUUCCUUCUGACCAACGGGAGCAAAUGGGGGGACUGCAGGAUCCGCGUCUUCAUCGGUGGGAAAAUCAACCGCAUCGACCAUGACCGCCGAGCCAUGGCCACGCUGCUCAGCAGGUUCAGGAUCGACUUCUCAGACAUCCACGUCCUCGGAGACAUCAACACCAAACCCAAGAAGCACAACAAGCUGAGCUUCAGGGAGCUGGUGGAGCCGUACCGGCUCAGGGAGGACGACAUGGAGCAGGAGGCCGCCGAGAGGCUGAAGGCCCAGGAGCCCUGGAGGAUCACCGACAACGAGCUGGAGCUCUACAAGGCAAAGAACAACCGACAGAUCCGACUGAACGAGCUGCUGAAGGAGCACUCAGCGGCCGCCAAGCUCAUCGUCAUGAGCAUGCCCCUGGCCAGGAAGGGCACGGUGUCCAGCGCCCUCUACAUGUGCUGGUUGGAGACUUUGUCCCGGGACGUCCCGCCUCUGCUGCUGGUCCGAGGGAACCACCAGAGUGUCCUCACCUUCUACUCCUAGCACGCACACGCACACCCACACACACACACACACAUGCACACACACAAGAACUGACAUAUCAUGAUGCUUCGUUAACAGAUUAAUCAAAUCUCUCUUUCUUUUCUCAACAAUAACCAGCUGUAUAUUUUCGGGCUCUUGUGUGUUUUCAUGAGUAAAUAUUAACUUUGAUGUUUAUUUGUGUUGAUGAAGCUGAUUUCAGAGACCAAGUGGAUCCACGUUAAAGCUAUUUUGUACAUUAUUUUAUUAAAAUAUUAACGGAA
Molecule: messenger RNA, 3927 nt
Organism: Pungitius pungitius (ninespine stickleback)
Lineage: Eukaryota; Metazoa; Chordata; Actinopteri; Perciformes; Gasterosteidae
Gene: slc12a2l
Product: solute carrier family 12 member 2-like
Exons: 26
Coding region: 398-3667 (1089 amino acids)
Biological process (GO): ammonium transmembrane transport; potassium ion import across plasma membrane; chloride transmembrane transport
Cellular component (GO): apical plasma membrane
Molecular function (GO): sodium:potassium:chloride symporter activity; ammonium channel activity
Source: RefSeq, a predicted model, not a curated record